AUGGCUGAGGCUAUCGAUGGAAAGAAGCCAAGCACCUUAUCAACGUACGUCGUUUAUGUAACAGAGCCAGAAGAUAUGGGGAGGUUUUCAACUCAAUCAUCGGAAAUAGAUAGGAGUAGUUGGUAUAACUCAUUCUUGCCCGUUUACACAGCAGGCUCACAUGAGAAACCACGCAUGGUGUAUUCCUACAAUACGGUGGUUAGUGGCUUUGCUGCAAAUUUGACACCAGAGGAAGUAAAAGAGGUGGAGAAAAAACAAGGGUUUGUGUCAGCUCAUAUUGAAAAGAUAUUGCCUCUACAUACAACUCAUAGUCCUAAUUUCUUGGGCUUGCAACAAAAUUUAGGAUUCUGGAAAGAAUCCAAUUUUGGCAAAGGAGUGAUUAUUGGAGUUUUGGACACAGGAAUAACACCUGGUCACCCUUCUUUCAGCGACGUAGGAGUGCCUCCACCACCACCAAAAUGGAAAGGGAGAUGUGAUUUAGUUGCAAUGGCUUGCAAUAAUAAGAUAAUUGGGGCAAGAAAUUUCGCUACAAAUGCUACAGCUUUUGAUAGAAUGGGGCAUGGAACUCACACAGCAAGCACAGCAGCAGGGAAUUUCGUUAAAGGGGCAAAUGAGUUUGGUCAGGUCGAUGGUGAAGCAGCUGGCAUAGCGCCAUUAGCCCAUUUAGCAAUUUAUAGUAUUUGUAAUGCAAAUGGCUGUCGUGAGGCUGAUAUUUUGGCUGGAAUGGAUGCUGCUAUUGCUGAUGGAGUUGACGUGAUUUCGCUUUCAAUUGGUGGCGAUUCUGUGGCUUUCUUCAACGACGUUGUUGCAGUGGCUUCAUUUAGAGCUAUUCAAAAGGGCAUUUUCGUGAGUUGUUCAGCAGGAAAUUCUGGACCCGCUUUCAAAUCAUUGUCCAAUGAAGCGCCAUGGAUUCUUACUGUAGGAGCGAGCACCACUGAUAGAAGCAUAGUUGCAACAGCAAAACUUGGAGAUGGGAAAGAAUAUAAUGGUGAAGCAAUUUUCCAACCAAAAAACUUUCCUUUAACUCAAUUGCCCCUUGUUUAUCCUGGCGUCAAUGACACUGAAGAAUCUGCAUGGUGCUCACUAGGAUCUUUAAAAAAUAGUAAUGUUAAAGGCAAGGUGGUGAUAUGUGAUAGAGAUGGAAGUAUAACAGGAAUUGAAAUGGGACAAGAAGUAAAAGAUGCUGGUGCUGCUGCUAUGAUUCUCUUGAAUGACGAGGAAGUUGGUUUUGAUACCUCGCUUGAAUCUAAUGCAUUGCCAACAACACAUGUGAGUUACAUUGCAGGGAUGAGUAUUAAAGCCUAUUUAAACUCAGCGGUUCUACCAACAGCCACAAUCUUAUUUAAAGGAACUAAAUUUGGUAAAAAAUCUGCUCCUGAAGCUGCUGCUUUUACCUCAAGAGGCCCCAACGUACAAAGCCCUGGAAUCUUGAAACCUGACAUUAUUGGACCGGGGGUGAACAUUUUAGCAGCUUGGCCGUUCUCUGUAGAAAAUAACACAAAGCAAAAAUCAACAUUUAACAUGAUUUCUGGAACCUCAAUGGCAUGCCCUCAUCUUAGUGGUGUUGCAGCGCUGCUAAAAAGCGCCCAUCCUGACUGGUCACCAGCUGCCAUAAAAUCUGCCAUGAUGACCACUGCCGAGAUAGUAAAUCGGGAAAACAAGCCCAUCGUUGACCAAAGAAAUUUUCCAGCCAACGCUUUUACAAUUGGCGCAGGGCAUGUUAACCCAUCAAAAGCAAACGAUCCAGGGCUGGUUUAUGAAAUCCAAGCAGAUGAUUACAUUCCUUAUUUAUGUGGGUUGAAUUAUAAUGACAAACAGGUAGGGAUGAUUGCACGUCGUAAUGUUGAAUGCUCAAAAGUUCAGAGAACAAAGGAAGCACAGUUGAAUUAUCCUUCUUUCUCUCUCGCACUUAAGACUGGUGAUCCUCAAACAUACACAAGAACAGUAAGAAAUGUGGGUAAACCUCAGUCAUCUUACCGUGCUGAGAUUUUCCCACCAGAAGGAGUAAACAUAGUUGUGAAACCUACGUUAAUAAAGUUCAAGAACAUUAACGAGAAUUUCACAUAUUCGAUCACAUUUUCUAAAACCAAGACAACCGCGGGACAAUUUUCCCAAGGAUACUUAAAUUGGAUUUCUACAGAUCAUGUCGUUAGUAGCCCAAUAGUUGUCACCUUCUAA
This is a messenger RNA of Mangifera indica (mango), 2178 nucleotides long. RefSeq names its product subtilisin-like protease 4. The record is from RefSeq and is a predicted model, not a curated record. Gene Ontology annotation, molecular function: serine-type endopeptidase activity. The transcript has a single exon. Gene Ontology annotation, biological process: proteolysis. The coding region runs from base 1 to 2178 and encodes 725 amino acids. Lineage: Eukaryota; Viridiplantae; Streptophyta; Magnoliopsida; Sapindales; Anacardiaceae.